AUGAUGAAGAGGCAGCUGCACCGCAUGCGGCAGCUGGCCCACACGGGCAGCCUGGGCCGCACCCCGGAGACGGAGACUGCCGAGUUCCUGGGUGAGGACCUCCAGCAGGUGGAGCAGCGGCUGGAGCCAGCCAAGCGAGCGGCCCACAGUGUCCACAAGCGGCUGCAGGCCUGUCUGCAGGGCCAGAGCGGGUCGGAUAUGGACAAGCGGGUGAAGAAGCUCCCCCUUAUGGCUCUAUCCACCACGAUGGCCGAGAGCUUCAAGGAGCUGGACCCCGACUCCAGCAUGGGGAAGGCCUUGGAGAUGAGCUGUGCCAUUCAGAACCAGCUGGCUCGCAUCCUGGCCGAGUUUGAGAUGACCUUGGAGAGGGAUGUCCUGCAGCCGCUCAACAGGCUGAGUGAGGAGGAGCUGCCGGCCAUCCUGAAGCACAAGAAAAGCCUGCAGAAGCUGGUGUCCGACUGGAAUACCCUCAAGAGCAGGCUCAGCCAGGCAGCUAAGAACUCGGGCAGCGGCCAGGGCCUGGGUGGCGGCCCAGGCAGUUACAGCCACACCACCACGGCCAACAAGGUGGAGACGCUGAAGGAGGAGGAGGAGGAGCUGAAGAGGAAGGUGGAGCAGUGCAAGGACGAGUAUUUGGCCGACCUGUACCACUUUGCCACCAAGGAGGACUCAUACGCCAACUACUUCAUAAACCUCAUGGAGAUCCAGGCCGAUUACCACCGCAAGUCUCUGAGCUCGCUGGACACAGCCCUGGCCGAGCUGAAGGAGAACCACAGCCAAGCAGACCCCUCCCCUUCGAUGACGGCCGCCCCCUCCUCCAGGGUGUACGGGGUGCCCCUGGGAGCUCACCUGCAGGAGCUGGGCCGGGUCAUCGCCCUGCCCAUCGAGGCCUGUGUGCUGAUGCUGCUCUCCGAGGGCGUGAAGGAGGAGGGCCUCUUCCGUCUCGCCGCUGGGGCCUCCGUGCUGAAGCGCCUCAAGCAGACGAUGGCCUCGGACCCCCGCGGCCUGCAGGAGUUCUGCUCCGACCCCCACGCCGUAGCAGGUGCCCUCAAGUCCUACCUGCGGGAGCUGCCCGAGCCCCUGAUGACCUUUGACCUCUAUGACGAUUGGAUGAAGGCAGCCAGCCUGAAGGAGCCCAGAGCCCGGCUGGAGGCCCUCCAGGAGGUGUGCGGCCGCCUGCCCCCGGAGAACCUCAGCAACCUCAGGUACCUGAUGAAGUUCCUGGCACGUCUGGCCGAGGACCAGGAGGUGAAUAAGAUGACGCCCAGCAACAUCGCCAUCGUCCUGGGGCCCAACCUGCUGUGGCCCCCCGAGAAAGAAGGGGACCAGGCCCAGCUGGAUGCAGCCUCGGUGUCGUCCAUCCAGGUGGUGGGCGUGGUGGAAGCUCUGAUCCAGAACGCAGACACCCUGUUCCCUGGAGACAUCAACUUCAACGUGUCCGGCCUGUUCCCGGCCGCCACCCCCCAGGACAAGGUCAGCGAUAGGCCGGCCUCUGAGGAGCUUCCAGCCAUUGCCAUGCCGGCCCCGGCCCCGGCCCUGGCCCCGGCCCCAGCCCCAGCUCCUACCCCGGCCCCAGUGCCUACCAAGGAAAGGACGGAGUCUGAGGCUCCCCCCAGACCGGCCUCCCCCAAGGUCAGCAGGAGCCCCCCCGAGGCGGCAGCCCCCGCGGAAGACACAGCGCGGAGGACCAAGCGCCCAGCACCCGCCCGGCCCACCAUGCCACCGCCCCAGGUCUCUGGCAGCCGCUCCUCCCCGCCGGCCCCAUCCGUGUCCCCCGCCUCCGGCAGUCCUGUCAUCCCCCGGGCUCUGCCUCGCCGUCUGGUUGGCAGCAGCCUCCGGGCCCCCACCGUGCCACCCCCGCUGCCCCCCAUCCCCCCACAGCCUGCCCGGCGCCAGAGCCGGCGAUCACCAGCCUCCCCCAGCCAAACCUCCCCGGGUCCAGCCUCCCCCAGCCCGGUCUCCCUGAGCACGCCUGCCCGGGGGGACCUGGGGGCGGCCACGGAGGAUGGGGACGGCCCUGAGGCUGUAGACGGCACCCCCACUCCCACGGCUGAGUCCCCUCAGCCUCGGCCCCGGAGCCUUGCCUCAGAGACCGACUGA
Pipistrellus nathusii (Nathusius's pipistrelle) is the source of this 2100-nucleotide messenger RNA. Lineage: Eukaryota; Metazoa; Chordata; Mammalia; Chiroptera; Vespertilionidae. The record is from the annotation of a GenBank genome assembly.